This is a messenger RNA of Myxocyprinus asiaticus (Chinese sucker), 1424 nucleotides long. Its product is annotated as borealin-like. Gene Ontology annotation, biological process: mitotic sister chromatid segregation. The record is from RefSeq and is a predicted model, not a curated record. Lineage: Eukaryota; Metazoa; Chordata; Actinopteri; Cypriniformes; Catostomidae. The transcript has 11 exons. Bases 143 to 973 code for a protein of 276 amino acids. Gene Ontology annotation, cellular component: chromosome passenger complex; spindle midzone; chromosome, centromeric region.
ACGUCUGCCAAAGCUGCAUGCUGAUUGGCUUAGUUACAUAGUAGUGUUAAAUUUGAAAAGGCUCUAACUGCUGAACUGAGGGCGACGGUAAAACAGAGGGAGAGGAUUUUGAAAGUCACUUUACGUUUUGUUUUGAGUCAUCAUGGCACCCAAAAAGCGAACCCAGCAUACAAAAAACAAGAAGAAUCCCAAGACGCCCAAGCUUGAGGCUUUUCUGCUUGAUUUUGACGAUGAAGUUCAUACUAUUGUUGAAAGACUGAAGGAAAAGACCAACAACCUUCUUAAAGAUGCAGACAACCUUUACAAGACCGCUCUGAUAAAGCUGCCCAUGGCAGUGAGGAAAAUGAACUGGGUACAAUAUUGCAAUUUAGACAAGCCAAAGUCACCAGUGGAUGAUUCAAAGGUAAGGGAGGAAGCAGCCCAAGUGGAACUUGCUAUUGCUGAGAAUCAUGCGAUUCCUUCCAAGUUUGCCACAAAAGAAGCCAAAAACGGUGCAAACUCGGAAGAUGAAAACAUUGCGCCUCUCAAGUCUGCUGUGAAGAUAAAGGCACCAAAGAAGGCACCUUCAACAUCCAAGAAGGCCAGGGCUCUCUCCGUCAGCAAGCAAGGCAACACCAUCCGAAAGUCUACAAGAAAGCCUCUGAUCACCCCUGCUAGAAGUUUACUUGAGUCUUCAAUUAUUGGCGCAACGCCACUCAUCACACCACGCUUUGACCCAAGAUUGCCAAAGACUCCAGCUGUGAGAAUGGCACGGCACAAGGAGAAGCUGUACAGCAUGUCCGUUAAUGGCUCACCCAUUGCUGGGAGUGCAGAGGACAUUGUCAUUAGCGUUCCGCUUGGAAAUGGAGAGUGUAUUCAGCUGCUGGCCAAUGAGAUGGACUCUGUGGACCUAAGUCAGCUGGAUGAGAAGGCCUUACGCAGUAUCAGAAACCUGCAGAAUCGGCUCACAACUCUUUGUGGAACAUCAAAGUGAACUGACUGUACACCAGCUUUGUACCCGUAAUUUUACUACAAACCAUCAGCAUUUUAUUCUUGUCAGCCCCAUUUUAUUCCUGUAUUAUAACCUUAAGUGGCUUUUAUUCUCUCCCCACGCCCCUUAUCCUGUAUGUUAGUUUAAAUGACUGCUGUGAGCUUUUGAAUGGCACAUGUAAAUAAGAUUAGUAGUUUUGUAGUUCUCAUCAUCUUUGAUGUACCACCUUUUGUAAAUAUGACUCUUAAAAUGACCAGAUUCCACAUCUUUACUAUUUGUUUAAUUUUUUCCCUACACACUUUCUUUUAAAGGUUUGGACUGUUUUUAGACCUCUAUAUUCCACAUUUUGCAUGAUUUGUUUAGAAACAUGGAUCAGUACUGCAGCAUUGCAUAUGAAAUAGAUCCACCUUAAAAGAAUAGUUCGCCCAAUAGUAAAAAUUCUGUCAUGUACUCA